UCUCGCCGUGAGAAGUAGCCGGAUCGAUACCCAAUAGCUGUUUCCUCUGUCGUUAUCGAUCCGCGCUGCAGGUGUCAUCUCUCCCCGAGUCUCGGAGGCUGUUCCCGCUCGGUUCCCGCUUGACUUUCUCUCAUUCACCUGUCGUGGAAACAUGCUGCGCGUGAGGACGGCUGUGUGCCAGUCCUGGAGGGGGUUCAGGACGUUCCCAUGUGCCGCUGUGGAGGUGAAAAAUGAGCCGAUCCUGGGCUUUAAAGAGGGCAGUGCAGAGAGGAAGGAGCUGCUGAAGGCGCUGGAGAGUCUAAAGGGGAAGACAGAGGAGAUCCCAUGUGUGGUCGGAGACGAGCAUGUUUGGACCAAAGAUGUCAGAUAUCAGCUUUCUCCGUUCAAUCACUCCCACAAGGUGGCCAAGUUCUGUUAUGCAGACAAGGAGCUCAUCAACAAAGCCAUCCUGGCGUCUGUGGCGGCGAGGAAAGAGUGGGACCUGAAGCCUGUCCAGGACAGAGCCCAGAUCCUUUUCAAGGCAGCCGACGUCAUCGGUGGACCCAAGAGAGCAGAAAUCCUCGCCAAGACUAUGAUCGGGCAGGGUAAGACAGUAGUCCAGGCAGAGAUCGAUGCCGCUGCAGAGCUGAUCGACUUCUUCAGAUUUAACGCCAAACACGCCAUCGAGCUGGAGACACAGCAACCGCUAGACGCUGAGGGAAGCACCAACACCAUGUUAUACCGAGGCCUGGAGGGCUUUGUGGCAGCCGUGGCCCCCUUUAACUUCACUGCUAUCGGUGGAAACCUGGCAGGAACCCCGGCUCUCAUGGGUAAUGUGGUGCUGUGGAAGCCCAGCGACACCGCCAUGUCAGCCAGCUAUGCCGUCUACAAAGUCCUGAGGGAGUGCGGCAUUCCUCCUAACAUCAUCCAGUUCCUACCUGCUGAUGGUCCCGUGUUUGGAGACACCGUCACCUCCUCUGAGCACCUGGCCGGCAUCAACUUCACCGGCAGCGUCCCGACGUUCAAGCGUCUUUGGAAGCAGGUGGCACAAAACCUGGACACCUACAGGACCUUCCCUCGACUGGCCGGAGAGUGCGGUGGGAAGAAUUUCCACUUUGUCCACACGUCUGCAGACGUCGAGAGCGUGGUGAAGGGGACGAUCCGCUCAGCGUUUGAGUACGGUGGUCAGAAGUGUUCGGCCUGCUCCAGGAUGUAUGUACCUGACAGCAUGUGGCCGAAAAUCAAGCAGGAGCUGCUGGACAUCCACAGAAACAUCACUGUGGGAGACCCUGUGGAGGACUUCAGCACCUUUUUCUCAGCUGUGAUCGACGAUAAGUCGUUCGCUCGGAUUAAGAAGUGGCUCAACCACGCCAAGUCUUCUCCUAACUUAAAAAUCAUCGCCGGUGGGAACUGUGACGACAGUAAGGGUUACUUCGUGGAGCCGACCAUCGUUGAGACCACAGACCCGAAGGACGCCAUCAUGAACGAGGAGAUCUUCGGGCCCGUCCUGUCCGUUUACGUUUAUCCUGAGAAACAGUACAAGGAGGUGCUGCAGCUGAUCGACACCACGUCACCGUACGCCCUGACGGGAGCCGUGUUCGCUCAGGACCAGAGCGUGAUCAGCGAGGCGGCCAGAGCUCUGAGAAACGCCGCUGGGAACUACUACGUCAACGAUAAAUCCACAGGCUCCAUCGUGGCUCAGCAGCCAUUCGGGGGCGCCAGAGCUUCAGGAACCAACGAUAAACCCGGCGGUCCGCACUACGUCCUCAGGUGGACGUCUCCUCAGGUAGUGAAGCAGACCCACGUCCCCCUCACAGACUGGAGGUACCCCUACAUGGGCUGAGAGAGUCCGCUCCUGCAGCCUGCUGGUCCAAUCAGAACCCCCCCGUCCAUUAGCCCCGCCCCCCUGCGUUUGCACUGAACCUGGAGGAAUGUAUUUGAGUGAGUGGGAGCAGGAGCAGAGCGAUGAGAGCGUCUUCCAUCCCCAAACAUGAGCUGCCUCCAUCCAUCCUCUCACCGUCUGCGCUCUUAUUCUGAAAAUCUGACUGCCUCGUUUCUUAAUUACGUAAGAAAACCAGGAGGAUCAUGAGAGGAAGUCUGGAGAUUUGAAGGUUUAAACUGUUUUAAUUUUAGAUUUUAUCAGAGUGAAUUUAAAAUCGAGCAUCAGGAUGAAUCCUUUUAGAUGUCAGAUCAAUAACUAGAUCAUUUUUCAAAGCUUGAAUAACAGUUUCUCUGAGUUCUGAUCGUUUUCUGCUUUGAUAAAUACGGCAGCCCUGCAUCAAAACCAACGUUUUAGGUCAAUUAUCAGUGUUACACCCCUCUAAACGUGCUGUUAGUUAACUAUGGAGAGAAUUUCUAACAUAGUAAAUGUAAAUAAGUGUAGAGUUGUUUACUGAUUUAUCAGGAGUGUGUCCCUGUUAGUCAAUCUUUUUUACUGUUCUAUAAUGAGACACUUUAAAGCCGACUCUAACCUGCUGAUGACGUCCACAAACACUUUAAUUUUAUCUCUGAGUUUUUCUGAAGACUUUUAUAUUCUAAUCUUUCUGUCCUCUAAUAAAUGCAGAUGAUUUAUUCUAUUUUCAGAACCAGCCUGCCUUAGGAUCUCAAAAUCAAUCAAGGUGGAUCAUUUUUGACAAUAAAUAUUGAAAUAUUUCAUUCAAAA
Cheilinus undulatus (humphead wrasse) is the source of this 2641-nucleotide messenger RNA. It is a transcript of the gene aldh4a1, whose product is annotated as aldehyde dehydrogenase 4 family, member A1. Bases 152 to 1822 code for a protein of 556 amino acids. Gene Ontology annotation, molecular function: L-glutamate gamma-semialdehyde dehydrogenase (NAD+) activity. The transcript has 15 exons. Lineage: Eukaryota; Metazoa; Chordata; Actinopteri; Labriformes; Labridae. The record is from RefSeq and is a predicted model, not a curated record.